AUGGAUAAACGAGGAGAACAUAUAAGUAUUCCUCUCGAUGAAAUGAUUACUUCUAUAUCACGUAUUGGGAAUAGAGUAACUGAAUUAGAUCAUGAUGGAAGAUGGCGUUCAAACAAUUCUCUUUGGUCUGAAUUAGCCGAUGAUUUGGCUUGUCGGCUAUUAAUGAAAAAUACCAUUGGCAUUCGAAAAUAUAUUUAUAGCACAUGGAAUCGUAAAUCGUCAACACUUCGAUCUCGUUUCAUCAACUAUGAAUUGGAUAAAAAGAAAAAAACCAAACUUCAGCCACUUUCUUCAGUGCCAAGCUAUCAGAAGAUUUGUACAAGAUCUAAAUGUAAAGCGUCGUCGAACACAAAUUGUGGUGUUGGUGAGCCACGAAAAUAUUUGGUCGAAUUUUCCUAUGAGGAGUGGCGUUGUAUAUACAAAAAAGACAAUAACUCUCAUUAUAUGGAUAAAUCAUGGGGUGAUGCAUUCUAUGAUAAAUUGGUUGAUUACAAAUUGGUUACAUGCAGUCUUGCUUUUAACAAAUCAACUCUUCGAAAAAAAGAUUCUCGAAAGUAUAACACAUCUUUAUUUCAAUGUUACGGUCGAUGUUCGUAUCCUGAAUGUACUUUAACUGUUUAUAUGUGUAUGGCUAAACCAAUAGUAGUUGGUCAUAAUGUUAGUUUUUGGGUGCAAAUCGAAGGUACACAACGGCAUGCUGAUCAAUCAAUAUCUAUUGGUCGUCCAAUGAAAGGAAUUCGGCGAAAAAAGAUGGCUAAAGCAGCUAUGGAUCAUGGUACUUUGAAAACAUAUGAAACUAACGUACUUAAUGCUGAUGAAAAUCUUUUACGAUGCAAUAACUACACUCAAGUACCUUCCAUGGAUGUUCUUAAAACAGCUGUUAAAGAACAAGCUAAUAGCAUGCGUCUUGAUGCAGACAUGUUUACUGAAAUCAAAAUACUGUUGCUCUCUAUGUUUGCAUCGGAUACAACUUCAAAGAUCGAGAAUAAGGGUAAUUUGGAUUUGUUAAUUUAUAUAAGCUAUGUGCAAACACUUCAAUUAUGGCCAUUUGCAAGUGUCUUUUAUGGCGAAGCUCAAUUAUCUCGAUUUAUCGAAUACUGUUUAUCAGUUAAAGAUUCAUAUAUUUAUGUUGAUGCUACUGGUUCUGUUGUCAAAGCAUUACAAGAUCAAAAAAAGCCUUACUUAUAUCUUAUGUGCUUUAAAGAUGGCCAAGAUUCUUCCAAUUUAUUGCCACUGGCCGGUGCAUUGUUGACAGAUCAUACAACUGCAUCUAUUGCAAGUUGGUUGCUCAAGGUUCGUCAUAGCAUUGCUGUUACUCAUGGUCGUUUUCUUCGACCUAGCUACAUAGUCAUCGAUUUCUCUCCUGCGUUAUUAAAUGCUUUACUUUUAUCCAUGAAUCAAACAAAUAUUCAUUCUUAUCUGCGAUGGUGUUUCAAUGCAGUUAAAAAAAACUAUACGUCUGAACAACUUCAUUCCAUUUCAUGUAUACGUUUCUGCUGUGCUCAUGUAAUGCACGCAUUUACUCGAUCUUUGUCUAAGAUUAAAAUUGAAAAAAAAAUUCGGCAAAAAGCAACUGUCAUAUUUGGUGUCUUACUUAAUUGCAAUGAUUUUGAACAAAUCUAUGAACUAAUUGGUUGUAUCGUAUGCAUAUUUGGAUCACCUGAACUUGAUAAUGCUGAAGAAUAUCUUGAUAACGUUAUCAAAGCUGGUGGUGAUUUUAAUUCAGAUUUUGAAACAUUUAUAGAAGAUGAAAGUAUCAGCGAUACUCAACGUUUCAUUGAACAAGAAUUGUCAACAUUAGAUGACAAUUUCUUGUCCACAGCACCGAUUCUUCACCAAUCGCCGUUCACAAAAUUGGCCUGUGAACGUUCACCAGCAUUAUUAACUCUUAUUGAUAAAUCAAAAAUGCCAAAUGAAAAAGAUAUUAAAAAUUCAUUUUUUUCAAAAGAAUUGAUAAAAGUAUUUUAUAAAUGGAUCGCCUAUUUACCACUUUUUACUGGAUUAAUGCAUCGAUUUUAUGAACGAUAUGCUUCUGAUUUGAAUGAUGAUACAAAGUCUAAAGUAUUUGGAUGUGGUCGAGUUUCAAAUGCUCCUAUUGAAUCUUUUUUUAAAAUCAUAAAACAUUCAAUUCUUCGACAUCAAACAAAUGUUCGACCUGCUGAUUUUCUUUUGAAGUUAUAUUCAACAACAAGCGCUCGACUUAAAGCUAACAUGCACAAUAUUCAACAAACUGGGUCUAAAAGACGAGGACGAUCUAAAAAAAAAGAAGUAGAUACAACAAUUUUAACUGAAAAAUGGAAAAACAAAGGAACAGCAAUAUCAAAUCGUGGUGUUUAUUUUAAUAAAUUUGUUGAACCUGUACUAACAGCAAGCGAUAUUCGAAGUCGACUUAAAGAAAAACUCGAAAUGAGAAAAAAUCAACCAGACAAUUAUGAAAAAAACGGAAAUAGGACAACUACUGGAACAACAAAUCCAACAUUUGAUGAUAUUCUUAUUGAAAAUGUUGAAACUCAGGAGUUUUUCGAUCCAUCACAAGAAGAACUAAAUGAACAAAAUAAAAGUGUGUCUUCAAUUCAGCAUCAUACAACAGAGCAAAACAUUUCUGUUAAUAUCCAAUCGAUUAAACCUACAACAUUAUUAAAAAAAAAUAUUAAUAUUAAUGAAUCAGCUCAAACAACAUCAACAACAUCUAAUUUUACAAAGCAACAACUGCCACAAGUCGAAGAAUUCGAUUUACCAAUUGGAUGGCCGAAAUAUACAAUGGUGGGUGAUUUACGGUUACCAUUUCCACAUUUCAACAUUGGACCAACUUGGUUUGAGGGAAAACGAUAUUCAGCUUCAAAUACAUGUGCAUUAGAUUCUUCAUUAUUCUUGCUUUACUACAUUUACAUGUCUCAUUUGGAAGACUUCCGUUCUUUAUUUGAUCCAAAUAUUUUAAUUUGUGAACAAUUACGAAAAACAUUUGAUUUAGUCAAUGCCCAAGGAUGGGAUAUUGCUAGAUUAUACUGGAUAUCGACUCAUUCAACCCAUGUAAAUCAGAACGAUGUUAGUCAACAUCAUGAUUUGUAUGCAACUGCCGACAAUAACGUAUUUCAAUAUGUAAGAGAUUUACAAAAGCAUGCUAUCAAAUCUACAUGUAGAUCGAAAGAUUGUCCAAAGUUAGAAAAGUUAAACUAUUCUGUCGAUAUAUCUAUGCCGCAGCUUAGUGGUCGUAACCGUAGCUCGAUGAAGUUGACAAAUUUCUUAACCGAAUACAUCACAAACUGUGGUGCAACUAUUGGACCUAUUGAACCUACAUCGUACAAUGGAUCAUAUAGUCAAGAUGACUUUUUUCCAGAAAGAGACGGAAAUGGAACUCGAACAAUGUUUAUAUGUGAAUCCGGUCGAGUUGCUGAGCCUCAUCAAUUUGUUUAUAAAUCACCACCAGUAUUACUCUUGAAUGUGGGACAAAUAAAAUUUGAUAUAGGCAAAAAUGAAACAAUAGUGCCUACGGUUAAACAUUUACCGUUUCUAAUUAUAAUUGGCAAGCAAUCGUAUUGUCUGGCAGGAGCAAUGUGUCCGAAAGCAGGACAUUUUACUGCUACAAUUGUUCGUGAAAAAGGAAGAUUUUCCAAAUACGAUGAUCGAUGCAAAGUUGGUGUUAAAAACAACGAAGGUGGCGACGACUUUGUAGAAACUGCAAUUUAUGCAAUAGAAAUGAACAAUAGCUAA
Molecule: messenger RNA, 3711 nt
Organism: Rotaria socialis
Lineage: Eukaryota; Metazoa; Rotifera; Eurotatoria; Philodinida; Philodinidae
Source: the annotation of a GenBank genome assembly